AGCAAUGGCCGCACAAGAAAACUCUCCGACGGCUGUUGAAAGUGCAAGUCCAAAUACUGGAAGCACCCCUGCAGUAACGCCACCUCCUCAGCCGUUGAACCCAGCUGCUAAAAAGCUUCAAAAACUACUGGAGAGCAGAUUUGAAACGGACAAAGAAGCAAUCGCUGCCAUGCAAUACCUGUCUGAAGUGAUGCCAGACAAUACAAUUGCAGCCAGAAGAAAUUUGAGAAGUGACCUUGAAAGAAGAAAUCUGGCAACAAGUCGUGAUUUCCUUAAUAAGUUCAAGGUCAUCAGGGAUGAGUUGCAUGCGUUGUCGGAUGUUGUAGACGAAAUUUCGACAAGUUGUACUACAAUGCAGGUAGAGCUGAAGGUCACUAAGGACAGUACUUCUGCUUUGAUGCACCGAACUAACGAACUGAACAAAGAAGCAAAGCUAUUAACUAUGCAGCAGAAAUUGACCGAAGCCUUCUGCAAGAAGUUCUACCUGCUUCCAGAGGAAGAAAGUGUCAUCAAAAGCAAAGAGUUCCUUACUCUACAGGAGGUUCCGCAAUUGCUAGCUAUUUUGAAGAAGAUAAAGAUGAUCCACGAAGAUGCGAAGGUGUUGCUGAGGACUAAAAACCAGACUACUGGAUUGGAGAUUGUGGAGAGAAUGGGAUAUUUUGAGGAGCAGAGUUUCGAGAAGCUGUACAGAUGGGCACAGCGUGAAUGCAGAAACAUGGUAUCAGAGAGUCCCGAAAUCCACCCGCUCCUAGUUGAAGCACUAGCUGCACUGAGCGAGCGCAAGACCCUAUUAAACUACACUAUGGACGAAUUGUGUAUGGUGCGUAAGGGUGUGGUCUCUAGAGGUUUCAUUGAUGCCCUGACGAGAGGAAGCAGUGCAAGUGGUCCGACUAAUACGUCUGUGAAGCCGAUCGAGAUGCAUGCACAUGAUCCAGUGAGGUAUAUCGGAGACAUGCUUGCCUGGAUUCACCAAGCUUUGGCGUGCGAACGGGAGUUGAUUGAGAUGAUGCUGCAGAAAACAGACAGCACCAAAGAGGAGAUUGGAUACUUCGUCGCCUUCUCCAGCGAGGGUCUCUGUCGUCCUCUCAAGGUCAGACUGGAUCACGUAAUUGCAAAUGAUCCUGACGUCAUCACAAUGUUCAAAAUCAGAGCUCUUCUCAAGUUCUACUUUUCGACCUUCGCUGAAAGCGUCUCCAGAACAUCACCAUUAUGUACUGCGAUGCUGGAAAAUGGAAGUCUGUUCGAUAAAUUAUUCUUUUCGACACUGAGAACGAGUUUGAAUUCACUAUGUGAGCAGAAAGAAACAUUGACCGCAGAUUUGACCCCGUCGAAUGCGUUCGAAAAGAUUUUGGUGUUGCUUCAGCAAAUUUUGCAUUCGUACAGCACGGCGUUUUUCGAUCCCAAGGUGAAACAGCAGGAUUUCAAGGCGCUAAUCGACAUCAUUGUGUCAUCGUUACUGCAAUGUCUUCAGCAAUCGGCAGCCAAUACCACCACCCACGCAGACAUGUCAGUGUACAUGAUGAACAGUCUACACAAAGCGAAAAGUGUUUUAAGCAUAUACGAAUUCACAGAUGAAAAAAUCGAAAUGCUCACGGGGCAAAUUGACGCACACUUAGAUACGAUUAUAAACGAACAAGUCAUUGCAUUUCUGAACUCAACAGAUUUGAUGUUCGCGUAUAAUAAACAAACGAAUGUCGACAAAAACUUCUCAGAAGCGGAUAUCGAGAGAAUGAAAAAAGCAGCUCAUAAUUUAGACCGACUUUUGUCCAAUCCUGAUUAUUUCAUGUUGCCGCAAAGUAGACUUAUUUCAAGCGCGACUCUGAGAGAGGCGGCGAUCACGAGAUGUCAGAGUUACUUUGCCCAGUUGUACUCGGAUUUGUUUAAAUAUUUGCAAGAAGUAAGUAAAAUGGACCUAUCGGACGUAAUGCGACACCCAGACCAAGUCAAGUCGCUGCUUGUUUGAUGGAAAAUAAAUUAAAUAAUUUUGCUGAAAUUAUGAAAAUCGAGUCGGCAACACGGUUGUAUAAAUCACACUGAAGUAUAGGUUCCAAAAAGAAAAAACAAUUGUUAAAGAUUUGUUUCUUAAAAAUUGUGUUUCAAAACUCUGCGGUUAAAUGGCAAUAUCUGUAAAUUUGAUGUAUAUAAAUC
Molecule: messenger RNA, 2148 nt
Organism: Symsagittifera roscoffensis
Lineage: Eukaryota; Metazoa; Xenacoelomorpha; Acoela; Convolutidae
Product: conserved oligomeric Golgi complex subunit 6-like
Exons: 5
Coding region: 5-1963 (652 amino acids)
Biological process (GO): intra-Golgi vesicle-mediated transport
Cellular component (GO): COG complex
Source: RefSeq, a predicted model, not a curated record